This is a messenger RNA of Manihot esculenta (cassava), 1446 nucleotides long. RefSeq names its product haloacid dehalogenase-like hydrolase domain-containing protein 3. The coding region runs from base 134 to 1123 and encodes 329 amino acids. The transcript is spliced from 6 exons. NCBI's taxonomy places the organism in Eukaryota, Viridiplantae, Streptophyta, Magnoliopsida, Malpighiales, Euphorbiaceae. The record is from RefSeq and is a predicted model, not a curated record.
GUCCUUCCAUUUUUAAGUUCUUGGCAGCCAUCGUUCUUCCAGUCAUGGUCUCUUUGCCACUCUCUUCACAGACCGAGACUCCCAUCACAGAAUCGCAUAGCAUUCGCCAAAUGUACCAACCGAAACGGCAACAAUGGCAGUAAUAACAAAACUAACAAGGGUUCUUUCUUAUUUUGUUAACAAUAACAGUAACAAAAUCCUGAGUUCCACAAGAUCCGAAGCAUGCGCUUCUGGGUUUGCCCGGUAUUCGUCAUCUGCUGCUGCAGCGGCGGUGGCAACUGAGGUGGAUAUGGAUGUGGUUGGGUCCAGAGGAGUUGGGUUGGAGAUGUUGGGAGUGAAAGAUUAUGAGGAUUAUAGGAGGUCUUUGUAUGGUGAAAUUACUCAUAAGGCUUUGCUUGUUGAUGCUGCUGGUACCCUGGUUGUUCCUUCAGAGCCCAUGGCCCAAAUAUAUAGAAAGAUUGGGGAGAAGUAUGGAGUGCAAUAUUCUGAGGAUGAGAUACUGAACAGAUAUAGAAGGGCUUAUGAGAAACCUUGGGGUCAAUCUCGGCUUAGAUAUGUAAAUGAUGGAAGACCUUUCUGGCAAUUCAUAGUCAGUUCUUCUACUGGCUGCUCAGAUUCUCAGUACUUUGAAGAACUCUAUAACUACUAUACCACUGAAAAGGCUUGGCGCCUCUGUGAUCCUGAUGCUGAGAAAGUAUUCAAGGCUCUUAGAAAGGCAGGUGUGAAGUCUGCUGUUGUGUCUAAUUUUGACACUCGACUUAGACCUCUUCUGCAGGCUUUAAAUUGUGAUCAUUGGUUCGAUGCUGUGGCAGUUUCAGCUGAAGUAAGAAUCACUACAUCUCUUAUCCCCAGUCCUCUCUGCUUGGAAGAUUUUAAAUGGAAAGAAUAUAUGCGGCACAAUAAUGCUGUUUUGCAUGUGGUUGCAGCAGAGAAGCCAAAUCCAACAAUAUUUCUAAAAGCCUGCGAGUUAUUGGGAGUAAAACCUGAGGAUGCUGUGCAUGUAGGCGAUGAUCGUAGAAAUGAUAUAUGGGGUGCAAGAGAUGCAGGCUGUGAUGCAUGGCUUUGGGGAAGCGAUGUCCACUCCUUUAAGGAGGUUGCACAAAGGAUAGGGGUGAAGAUUUGAGAUCGUUUUCGUUUUUCUUUCGCAUCACAUUGGAGGUUCUCUAUAUGUAUAGGUGUACUGUAGAUCUUAAAGAGGAGGUUCUGUGCUGUGGUCUGACUAUAUCAUGUAGAGAAGAGAGUUCUGAGGCCACAACCAGUGUGAGAACAGAACAGAUAAUCAGCAAUAAUAUAGCUUUCUCUUUUAAAUGCCUUACUUUUCUGUGUUGCUUUGGGCUUGUUUCUUCUUGUUGAUGAUGAACAUAGAUGCUGCAUAUGAUGCAGCAGAUAAUAAGAUGAGUUGCAUAGCUAGUAUAUAAUAAGAUCAGAUCAAAAUCUUCCUCUUUA